Pelobates cultripes (western spadefoot toad) is the source of this 17982-nucleotide messenger RNA. Lineage: Eukaryota; Metazoa; Chordata; Amphibia; Anura; Pelobatidae. The record is from the annotation of a GenBank genome assembly.
AUGGACUUCCUCGGAGUUACAGCCUUGCUACUGUCAGCAUGUGUGAUUUUCCUGCUCUUUAAUUUAAUACAAGGCAGGAAAGAAAACAAGAUAAGGCUGCCCCCUGGCCCCACUCCUCUACCUCUUUUGGGGAAUAUAUUACAGCUCAGUGGAAAAGAGGCAUUCAAAUCCUUUAUUAGGGUGAGUAACGGGACUGUGACAUGUUUAAAGGUGUAUUCAACUAAAUAUACCUGGUGGGUUUAUAUUAUUAAGGGGACACUCCAGGCUCCCACAUAUGUUAGGUGCACUGUGUAGGUUGGGAUACAGUUAGUUAUACUGGGUGGGUUUAUAUUAUUAAAGGGACACUCCAGGCUCCCACACACGUUAGAUACACUGUGUAGGUUAGGUUACAGUUAUACUGGGUGGGUUUAUAUUAUUAAAGGGACACUCCAGGCUCCCACACACGUUAGAUGCACUGUGUAGGUUAGGUUACAGUUAGUUAUACUGGCUGGGUAUAUAUUAUUAAAGGGACACUCCAGGCUCCCACACACGUUAGGUGUACUGUGUAGGUUAGGUUACAGUUAUACUGGGUGGGUUUAUAUUAUUAAAGGGACACUCCAGGCUCCCACACACGUUAGAUGCACUGUGUAGGUUAGGUUACAGUUAGUUAUACUGGGUGGGUUUAUAUUAAUAAAGGGACACUCCAGGCUCCCGCACACAUUAGAUGCACUGUGUAGGUUGGGUUACAGUUAGUUAUACUGGGUGGGUUUAUUUUAUUGAAGGAACACUCCAGGCUCCCACACACAUUAGAUGCACUGUGUAGGUUAGGUUACAGUUAUUUAUACUGGGUGGGUUUAUAUUAUUAAGGGGACACUCCAGGCUCCCACACACGUUAGAUGCACUGUGUAGGUUAGGUUACAGUUAUUUAUACUGGGUGGGUUUAUAUUAUUAAGGGGACACUCCAGGCUCCCACACACGUUAGAUGCACUGUGUAGGUUUGGUUACAGUUAGUUAUACUGGGUGGGUUUAUAUUAUUAAAGGGACACUCCAGGCUCCCACACACAUUAGGUGCACUGUGUAGGUUAGGUUACCGUUAGUUAUACUGGGUGGAUUUUUUUUUUUUUUUUUAAUUAAUCAUCUUUAUUUACUAAAUAUAACUAUCUUUUGUCCCUAGUAAGCAACCUGCAGUGUUUCUCCUUUCUCAGUCCAAAAAAACUUAUUUUGCAGAAUGUUAAGACUUUCUAUAGUACAAAGAUGACAAAUAAAAUGUAUCUCCCCAUAAACCUUUGUUGUUCAUGAUUAUGUAUCUGGUAUGAUUGAGGAUAGAAAACAAAGUGGGUAUCAGGACUGGCUUUAUUGUUAAGAACCUGCCAAAAGAUGUGAUUUAAAUUCUUAUUUUUUAUUGUCAACUGAUUUUUGUUAAGAUUUUCAAUGCACUUUCUAAAUAAUGGAUUCAAAAUGAGUAAAUUCCCAUCCUGAAACAUCCCUAUAUUGAGUUAAAGAUAUAAAGGAUACAUUUAUAAAAAUGAGUAAUACAUUUGAUUAUCUAAAAACUAUGAACUCUAUUAACCUCCUCCGGCAGCUUGCCGAGCAGUACGGUCCGGUAUAUACCGUUUACAUGGGGAUGGAGCGCGUUGUGGUGCUCUGUGGCUAUGACGUGGUGAAAUUGGCUCUUAUUGACAAUGGAGACGUAUUUAGUGGCCGGGGGCACAUGCCACUGCUAGACAAGAUGAGCUCUGGAGGUCAUGGUAAGAACAAACCUGAUCCUUUCUUCUCUAAUACUAAGCCAGACUUCUUAAAGGUACAUUUUCCUGCCAUUUGGUUCACAGAUUAAGCGGGAAGGGGGCGGUAGGGGGUGGUAAGGGGGUGUGACAGAGUAGGUGGUGGUAAGGGGUGUGACAGAGCAGGGGGUGGUAGGGGUCUGGGGCAGGGGGCGGUGGGGAUGUGUAACAGGGCAGGGGUGAUAAGGGGGUUGACAGGGCAGGGGGUCUGUGAUAGGAUACAGGUGGUAGGGUAUCUGUGCCAGGUAAGGGGGGCCUGUGACAGGGAAGGGGGUGGUAGGGGAGUGGAGACUGUGACAGGGGAGGGGGUCAAAAAUUCAUUUUUAUUAAAUGUAUUCCCUGGUGGUCCGGUGGGCUGGCUGUAUCCCUGGUUGUCCUGUGGGCAGGCUGUAUCCCUGGUGGGCUCCCUUUUCGCCAGGUGCAGAGCUGCAGACCACGUGGUAAGUUUCCAGUCAGAGCAUGGCCGUGGUAACCCGACAGAGCUGCAGACUGAAGGCUGGCUCUCUCCUGGGCAGACUUACUGGAGGGGUCUCGCACCCAGCGGCAUUAUAGGCAAGCCGCCCGGCCCCCUCCUGUGUCGGGCCCUGGGUCAUAGGCCAAAGACCCAACAUGUCAGUCUGCCCUAUGGCGAUUUAGGAGGCUGCAAAGCCCCAGACCAUGCAAGGCCUUAGGUAGUGGCCUAAAUCGCCUAAUUAGAGAGCCACCUCUGUCUCUAAUGCUAACUCUCUAGCCCUAAUCCUAUAACACUGACCCUCUAAUGCUUACCCUCUAACACCAGCUAUCUAACUCCAACUCUCUAAUACUAACCAUGUAAUACUAACUCUUUAAAAAACUGUCAUGGGUGGCGUCUGGAAACUGUAUGCCUGAUGAUGGUAGGAGUCACAGCAUGGAAAUGAACUAUAUGGAUCUGGUGCAGGGUAACCACACGCCCCCUGCCAGGGCACUGAUGCAGCUUCUGUGGAUCCCAGGAGCUUGAUAUUUUGCAGAUAUGGGUCCAGUGCUAGAAACAAGGUAAGACUAAAACAGACACCAAACAAGAUAAGACAAGACUAGAAGAACCCAGAACCAGAGCAGGACAGAAAGUAGAACCCAGAACAUGUACACAAUACAUGAGGGAACAGGACAUGGACUGUACAUGAACUGGGAAUACAAUACAAAAAUAAAACAAGACAAGAGAUACAAGGCAAAACAAGAGGAGACAUAACUAAGUACUAUAUAUGUAAUAAACAUUGGAGAUUUAGACAUACAUAAAUGGCCAAGAUGUAUGCAGCCCACCAAAGUACUCCAAUUAUGGUGGGUCCUAAAUGCUUAGAUAUGUAUGACUAAAUAAACAACAAUAAAACACACACAGCACUUACCUGCAAGGAAAGGAGCAGAGGAAUGAGACCAAAGUUUGCAAGAACAGACUGAAACAAAAAGGAUAAAACGGGCGUGGCAACAAAAAACAAACAUUUAAAGGAAUCCAGGAGACUGGGAAUUCCAGAAACGGAAUACAGGAAUGAACCCAGAAACCCAGCAUAAAGAAAACCAGACAUAGAAUAGAAAACCAGAAAAACAAAGAAAAACUAAACAAGAAUUGUAAAAAGAGUACUGGAUACCAGAAGGCAAUGCCAGAAUGAUUCGUAGCUAGGAACAGGAUGUGACAAACACUAACUAUCUAAUGCUAACUAUCUAAUACUAUCUAAUGCUAACGAUCUAAUGCUAACGAUCUAAUGCUAACGAUCUAAUGCUAACUAUCUAACGCACACUAUCUAAUGCUAUCUAAUGCUAACUAUCUAACACUAACUAUCUAAUACUAACUAUCUAAUGCUAGCCAUCUAAUGCUAGCUAUCUAAUGCUAGCUAUCUAACGCUAGCUAUCUAACGCUAACUAUCUAACGCUAACUAUCUAACGCUAUCUAACGCUAACUAUCUAAUACUAUCUAAUGCUAACUAUCUAACACUAACCAUCUAAUACUAUCUAACGCUAGCUAUCUAACGCUAACUAUCUAAUGCUAACAAUCUAAUACUAUCUAAUGCUAACUAUCUAAUGCUAACUAUCUAACGCACACUAUCUAAUGCUAUCUAAUGCUAACUAUCUAAUGCUAACUAUCUAACACUAACCAUCUAAUACUAUCUAAUGCUAACCAUCUAAUGCUAACCAUCUAAUACUAUCUAAUACUAACUAUCUAACGCUAACUAUCUAACGCUAACUAUCUAAUACUAUCUAACGCUAGCUAUCUAACGCUAACUAUCUAACGCUAACUAUCUAAUACUAUCUAAUGCUAACUAUCUAAUGCUAACUAUCUAACACUAACCAUCUAAUACUAUCUAAUGCUAACCAUCUAAUGCUAACCAUCUAACGCUAACCAUCUAACGCUAACCAUCUAACGCUAACCAUCUAACGCUAACCAUCUAAUAUUUGUAGAUUGACCCCAGGUUACUGAUCAUACUGAAUUCAAUAAAACUAUAAAUAGGGAAGGGGUAUAUGAAACUGCUAUCAGACUUGCUUCAGUAUAAUUCAGUGUAGUUCAGUGGACUGUGAAUACGAACAUAAAUGAACAAAUGCUAUAGACUGAGGUUGUUAAAGGUCUUCACAUUAUAAUGUUAAAUACUUAGCUACAGAGGGAGAUACUUCGUCUCUACCUAAAGAGUAAUAAAGUAACUCCACAGAGAGAGAGCAGGAUAAUAAUUACUAGAUAGCAACGCUAAACUAAAAUAUGUUAUCCUGCUGGUGAGCUGGUGGUUAAAAGGAUGGCUGAUUAUGGAUAGUAAUGAUUAACAGAGUAGGCAAACAGUGAUCUGUAACCGUGUAGCAAAAAAUAAAUAAAGUAUCAUAUCCUCUAGUAAUCACCUGUAUAAAUAAAGUACACCCCACUAGAAUAAUUCACUCUAGAAAAAAAAAUAUUAAAUCACAACCUGAUCUCGAGAUCAACAGUAAAAGCCUAUUACAAACCUUGUAUUACUGAUUACUAUAUAUGGACUAGUACAAAUCCCUUUAUUGAACUAAUCACAGAAUACCUGAGUGCUAAGAGGCAAACUCGACCAUAACAGUAAUAUGGGCGUGAUCUGACAGAAUGCUAAUCGGUCUAUGCUAGCCAGCACUGCAAUACCCAUAUCCCCACAUUAUAGGAGCUUCAAUCUUUAAAUCUUUUGUUUGUUUGUUUUAAAUGGGUUUAUGGGGUUGGUCCAGAAGAGCAGCAGGGCCUGCGUUGACUGUCAUUAUUUCCUGUUCUGUCCUCUUCGUUACAUUAGGUAUCGUUAACAGUAACGGUGAGCGCUGGAAACAGCUGCGGCGAUUCUCUCUGAUGACGAUGAGAAACUUUGGGGUGGGGAAGAGGAGCAUUGAGGAGAGGAUCCAGGAAGAAUCUUAUUUUCUUACUGAGGAAUUACGAAAGACCAAGGGUGAGUAAAUUACAAUUAAAAUUGAUAAAUAAGAUCUCUCCCUGCGUAUUGGACCAGUCACAGAAAUUGAAAUAUAGAAGGAUUGGCUGUAUUAUGGAUCAAAUAACAUAUAACCGGCACAAUCAGAUUAUAUCUCAGUUACAGUAUCUCACAAAAGUCAGUACACCCUCACAUUUUUGUAAAUAUAUCUUUUCAUUUGACAACACUGAAGAAAUGACACUCUGCUACAAUGUAACGUAGUAAGUGUACAGCCUGUAUAACAGUGUAAAUUUGCUGUCCCCUCAAAAUAACUCAACACAGCCAUUAAUGUCUAAACUGUUGGCAACAAAAGUGAGUACACCCCUAAGUCCAAAUUGGUCCCAAUUAGCCAUUUUCCCUCCCUAGGGUCAUGUGACUCGUUAGUGUUACAAGGUCGCAGGUGUGAAUGGGGAGCAGGUGUGUUACAUUUGGUGUAUACUGGCCACUGGAAGUUCAACAUGGCACCUCAUGGCAAAGAACUCUCUGAGAAUCUGAAAAAAAUUGGUCUGCAAUACUGUCAUCCCAGAAGGAAGCCUCUUCUAAAGAUGAUGCACAAGAAAGCCCACAAACAGUUUGCUGAAGACAUGCAGACUAAGGACAUGCAUUACUGCAACCAUGCCCUGUGAUCCAAUGAGACCAAGGUAAACUUAUUUGGUUCAGAUGGUGUCAAGUGUGUGUGGCGGCAACCAGGUGAGGAGUACAAAGACAUGUGUGUCUUGCCUACAGUCAAGCAUGGUGGUGGGAGUGUCAUGGCUUGGACCUGCAUGAGUGGUGCCGGCACUGGUUAGCUACAGGGAACCAUGAAUGCCAACAUGUACUGUGACAUACUGAAACAGAGCAUGAUCCCCUCCCUUUGGAGACUGGGCAACAGGGCAGUAUUCCAACAUGAUAACGACCCCAAACACACCUCCUAGACGACCACUGCUUUGCUAAAGAGGCUGAAGGUAAAGGUGAUGGACUGGCAAAGCAUGUCUCCUAAACCCUAUUGAGCAUCUGUGGGGCAACCUCAAAUGGAAAGUGGGGGAGCGCAAGGUCUUUAACAUCCACCAGCUUCAUGAUGUUGUCAUGGAGGAGUGGAAGAGGACUCCAGUGGCAACCUGUGAAGCUCUGGUGAACUCCAUGCCCAUGAGGGUUACGGCAGUGCUGGAAAAUAAUGGUGGCCACACAAAAUACCAACGGAUUAAAGUUAUUGAGUUAUUUUGAGGGGACGGCAAAUUUACACUGUUAUACAGGCUGUACACUUACUACUUUACAUUGAAGCAGAGGGUAAUUUAUUCAGUGUUGUCACAUGAAAAGAUAUAAUAAAAUAUUUACAAUAUGUGAGGGGUGUACUCACUUUUGAGAGAUACUGUACAUUAAAGAAACACAUCAAACACGGAUGGUUUUAAUCACUAAAUACUGAUUUGAUUUGAUUCCAAAUGGAUUUGGUGAAAAUGACCAGACUCUAAACAGAUUUGUAAUUCUUGUAUUUACAGCUUUAAAAUCGAUGUUUUCCACAUGCAAAUUCUGUACAAAGUAUAGGGCAUUUACAAUACAUCAAUUUUAACCAAAGACUGGACCAAACAAAUGUGGUCAUUGUAACUCGCUUGGCUUUUGGGAAGUGAGUUCUAAACCCCAGACUAUUUGGUCUGCAGACAAAUAGUUAGAAAAAAACUUCAUCAGCUCAUGGAUUUAAAAAAAACAAAACCAAAAAAAGCUACAGUCCCCUGAUUGCAUAAACACUCCUCCCAACUAAGACUUUGGCAACAAGCAAUGGAUGAGACAUUUAGCUUGGUUUUCAGAGAAAAUGCAGUGUUUACAUUACAACCAAGGGAUACCUCCACUGGCCACUCCUCCGAUGGCUGCUAUAGGGGCUUCCUGGGGCAGUGCUGCACAGUGUGACUGACAUUCAAUGUCUCCACCCUCUGCAUGGAGACACUGAACCUUCCUCAUAGAGAAGCAUUGAUUCAGUGUGAUGUUCACACACGAAAAGGACAAAGCACUAUUGCAGAUAAUUUGACUGUAACACCAUUAUACUUUAUUAUAAUGAGCAAUGUUCACUUACCUUAUAUACUUACCUUUAUGUUUUAUUGAUCACACCUAGGACUUGUUGUCCUGUUCACUGGGUCUGGUCACCUAUCAUAAUGACCUUUAAUCACUCCAAGUACCAUAACCUGGAAAAGGUUUUGUAAAAGUGUGUUUGUAUAAUUAUGUUUUGUUUUGCUUCACCAGGUCAACUCCUGGAUCCCAUCUUCUAUUUCAGCAAAGCUGUGUCUAAUGUCAUCUGUUCAGUGGUUUUCGGAAAUCGGUUUGAAUAUGAAGACAAGAAUUUUCUUAUACUUUUAGGUCUAAUAAAUAACAUACUUAGAGGAAUCAGCUCUGUUCGGGGACAGGUGAGCACUAAUGAUCUUAGGUGCUGUCCCUUUAACCCAUUAAACAUGUCACUGUCAUUAGGUCACUUUGCUCCUACAUAGGACUGUCAUUUUAACCCAUUAAACAUGUCACUGUCAUUAGGUCACUUUGCUCCUACAUGGGACUGUCCUUUUAACUCAUUAAACAUGUCGCUGUCAUUAGGUCACUUUGCUCCUACAUGGGACUGUCUCUUUAACCCAUUAAACAUGUCACUGUCAUUAGGUCACUGUGCUCCUACAUGGGACUGUCCCUUUAACCCAUUAAACAUGUCACUGUCAUUAGGUCACUCUGCUCCUACAUGGGACUGUCUCUUUAACCCAUUAAACAUGUCACGGUCAUUAGGUCACUUUGUUCCUACAUAGGACUGUCCCUUUAACCCAAUAAACAUGUCACUAUCAUUAUUUAACUUUGUUCCCACAUGGGUUUGUCCCAUGUAGGACUGUCAAAAUCCAGGGUUCUACCUGGGUCCAAAAACUGAAAUUAUUUUGUGCACCAAACAAAUAGAUUGCCGUGACAAACGAGUGGAUUGAACUACAUCUUUCGUCCCUUGGACAACUAGAUGUUUUAUAAAUUUCACACCCCUGUAAAUGUAAAUAAAUCUUCUUUUCAUAAAGUAAUUCCAAUUUAUCUCUUAUAGUUGUAUAAUGUGUAUCCAAAAAUAAUGAGGGCAUUCCCAGGACCCCACCAGACCUUUUGCAAAUCAAUUGAUGGGCUUCAGGAAUUUAUUGUUGAAAGAGUCAAAAUGCACCAAGAGACCAUGGACCCAAACUCCUCCAGAGACUUUAUCGACACUUUCCUCAUGAAGAUGGAACAGGUGAGUCUAACACAAGUUUGUAAACUUUACAAAUUGAUAGACAGAGAUAUCUGGGAACUGUGACAGCUGUGGGUGGUCUCUGUAUUAUGUAAAUAUAUACAAUUUACAGAAUAUGACACAUGAUGAUACCAUACAAGUGAUACAAUUAAAACUGGCUUUAUCAUUUCAGGAGAAGACAAUACCAAACUCUGAGUUUCAUAUGGACGCUCUUGUUAAGACCACACUAGAUAUGUUUGUAGCCGGCACAGAAACAGUCAGUACUACCCUACGGUACGGCCUGAUGAUCCUUCUCAAGCACCCAGAUGUGGAAGGUGAGUACUUUAUGGACAUCUGCUGUAUUUCUACAGUGCAGACCUUCUGCUGUCGUCCGGUGGCCAUCACUGACCGUCUAAUACACACUGUGCAUUUAGUUACAUGAAUAUUCAAUAUUUAUACCAGCAAUAAAUGAAAAAUUAUUUGAAAUUAUCUGUGAGAUAAUUGCAUUAAAACUAAAUGUUAGCUAUUUCUCUUGCUGUUUUUUUAACCCCUUCCCGACGUUAGGACGUUCCAUACCAUCCUAAAAAUGGUGGGCUUCAACACUGUUAGGACAGCAGGUAAUGCCCUGCAGUUCUGGUGUGAGAAUGGUUAAAUCCAGCAAUUAAGCUAUUUAGUAGAUGGCUCCCUAAUUUGGAAUAUGUGGGUAUCACGUGCAUUCUAUAAACAUUCUAAAUAUGUGUAGUACAUACUUUCUAUCUAAAAUACUCAUGUAUAUAGAAUGUUAUGCUGCAUUUAUAUAGAAUGUAUGCGCUGCGUAUAUAUAGAACGUAUGCGCUGUGUGUAUAUAGAAUAUGUGAUGCGUGUAUAUAGAAUAUAUGUGAUGAGUAUAGUUAGCAUAUAUGAUGCGUGCAUACAGAAUGUAUGUGCUGUGUGUAUAUACAAUAUAUGUGAUGUGUGUAUAUAGAAUGUAUGGUGCCUCUACAGGCACACAAGUAAUUGUGUUUUCCCUUCGAAUGUACUGUGAAUAUAGGUUCUGAUUGUCUUUUUGUACAAAAUUCCAAUAGAAUACUUUGUUACAUUAUUUUGAGUGCAUUCUUCUAUUUAUUAGUUGAUUAUAAUUUUGGAGGUUGAAUUUUACAGUGACCUCGAUACCUGCACCUUUCUCCCUGUUGAGUGCCAUCAUCAUAAGAAUUAUUUUAUACUGUAUUCUUGUAUGUUUUCCCUCUGUUAAUAGAUAUCAGAUUUUACAUUUAUAAGAUAUUACUCAUAGGUCACAGUCAGGCUUUUCCCUCAAAUACGCGCACCAUCUAUUACUAAGGGUAAGUGGAGUCCAUCUUUCCACUUUCCCUAUUAGCUAUUCACACUUCAUGGUAAUCUGGUUGUCCAAUCUCUGUAGAGUGUACUUUCCAGGUUCUCUCUUAGAGACCAUCUUGUUUACCAAGUUAGGCACGUUAAACAUUACGGUCACAUAUGAUAUGUUUCAAGCCCCGGUACGGGGACAGAGAACUAACCUUUAGGUUCAGGCGCUGGUCCAGGGGGGAUAACAUCACAGCUGUCAUACUAUCCCGACCUCAAUUUCAACAAUGUUCAACUGUCACCCACCAUCAACAUACGUCCGACAAAAUCCUGGCAUUUACCGAACCGGGUUAUGGAUUUAUGUUACUCGCACAGUCACUAUUCCAUCACACUCGUUCCAUGAAUACCAAAACAACUUACGUCAGGGCAUUAACAGGUUUUAGUAGGUUAAGUUUGAGCUUCCCUCCACAGGAAAUCACUACAUCGAGACCAUGAUGACUUUUGGGCCUUUCUAUCAUUUACAAAAUAACACAUAACACCAUUAAUACUUACCUUCCAGGAAUACUACAUCACUACCUCAAUACUUUUCCCAAUCAUACUCCCUUUCUUUCCUCAUAAUCCAUUACAACAAUCUCCUAAGGCAUCACAAAGAGACCGCUCUCUUUCAUCCAUUAGACUACCCCUAACCGAACAUAUAUUCAGGAGUCUACCCGAUUUAUCGGAUACCAAACCAUUCGAUAGUAAAGACAAUUAUGCACUAACAAUUAUAUUGCCUUUCACAGUUUCUCAAGACCCAGAGAAAUCACAGUGGUACACCAUAUGAAGUCAACUCCGACCUUGUCAAACACAUCGACCCCUACAUUCUCAUUUCCAAACUAACCAGAUCAACCAUCCAACCACAUAUCACUGUUCCCGACAGACAACAACGGGACCCCUGUUAAUACUAGAUACACAAAUACCUACACGCAACAGCUUCUAAUCUGUUGCAGUUACUUUACAGGCAUCCACUCAUCCCAGUCCACAUCAUUAAAUUGAAAAGAAGGUUAUCCAUGUAUUCUGUACUUAGAUUCCGCUUCAUGAAUAGAGCUCAGGGAAUCAUUCAAAGUUUAUCGAAAUUCAUCUUUGUAAGCAUGCUAAAGGGUGUUCUUCACUGAUACCUUUUUGGCCCUUUUUAUACAGGCCUACACGUACGCAACGCAAUCUCACCUGCUUACCUGUGACGUUUUCCGUUCAAGUGACUUCACCCACCGCUCCCUUAAAUUAAUUCCACUAUUACACCCCAUUUCCUUGAUUCGCCCUCUUUAUACAGGCCUACCUGUACGUUGGUAUCAGCACAACACUACCAACUUACCACUCCUUCUACUGUCCCGUUUACGAUUCAGUUCCGACCACAAAUAUAGAAUAUCUGAGAUGUGUGUAUAUAGAAUGGAAGCACUGCAUGUAUAUAGAAUGUAUAUCAAACAAAGGAAAAUUGUACAUUGGAAGGUACUCUCUGCAGAAGUUUGAAACUUGAAAUAUUCACAUGACAAAUCGCCACUAUGGCGUUCUUUAAUCAACAUGUACAUUUAAAGCCCCCACCUUAUGGUUUGGCGAACUGACAAUCUGUCUUCCAAAUCAAAUACUGGGUAAAUGCUGGGAAUCCUGACCAAAAACGUAAUCACUGCUCGUUUAUUGUUAGAUUCAAUAAAAUAUCACAUCGACAUACAGCGGUUAAACACUCCAACAUCGAUAGGACACGGUGCGCGUUCUGUGUGCAAAGCAAUUUGUCAAGACUAAACAAGUUAAAGCCUUAUAUAUUCCACAACUACUGCUUUAUAACUUCCAUCUGAACUUUGCAUCAGACAGUAAAACGUUGCACCUAAUGUAAAAACUAUAAUGGGAAAAUAAAUAAAUUAACCAAAAUAAUCACUUCAAUAAAUAAAACAUCACAUCAUUGAGAUCAAGGGGUGCCCCAAUAGCUCAGGUAGAUGUAGAUAUACAUUGGGUGACAAUAAGGAUUUUCCACCACUGUUUAGUCUUUUUGGUUGCAUUACGUUGUCUUUACGUUUCCCAGUUUGGGCCAUGCUUCCCCUAUCUCUGGCUAGCGGUAUUGUCACUUUUCCAGGUACGAACUAUAAUGCCAAGUUUUAUAACACAAUGGUUUGUUUAACAAAUUCACAUUCUCGGGUGAGGAUUUACCUGAACAGUUCCGCUAUCAAGUGAGGAGAGAAGCGAGGGUUUAACUUAUUUAGUGUAUUAGGAGCCUUUAACCAUUGAAUGUCAAAGUGAAGUUUUAUUGAAGCUAGCAAUAAAGGAUUUUUUUUUUACACCAGAACGAGCAGUAAAGUUUACCUCAGGGUUACCCGCUGCAUGUACACAAAAUGUAUAUGCUGCAUCUACACAGAAUGUAUAUACUGCUUGUAUAAUGUAUAUAGAAUGUAACUGAUUGGCCACAACAUUAAAACCACCAGUCUAAUAACCUGUAGGUUCCCCUUGUGCUGCCAAAACAGUUUGGAUGCUUUGCAACCCCUGAAAGUGUCCUGUGAAAUGGGGCCACUCUGACGGCAAAGCAGCCCAUAGACAGCAAAUUGCGAUGCACUGUAUUCUGGCAUCUAUCUAUCAUGGUCAGCAUUAAAGGGACACUCCAGGCCCCUAAAGCACUUCUCGCUAAAAAGCUUUGUGUCUGAAAAUUGUGUCUUCUUUUUUUCAUUUUGGAAAUAGUAAACAAUAGAAAUUAUACUGGUUACACCUCCUUGGCUUUUAAAGCAGUCAAAGGCUCCUGUUACUUCCUGUUAUGGUUAGCUUAUUUCCAUUGAAGUCAAUAGGCAGCAAUUGCCCAGAGCACCUGACUGAGGGACACUUCUCAAUGAGCUGCAUUGGGAAGACUGUGAUUGCACAGCCACAGAAAGUAUGGGCGGGGUUAGAAGGAGAGGACUAGCAAAAGCUGCAGACAAGAGUUCUGCAGUUUUUUCAAGCUGUUUUAUGUAUACCUGCUGAAAGGUAAGUUCUAUCCUAAGUGACUCGGUCCAACUUAGGCGUUCUCUGGUCUCCGUUGUUGGCUGAAUUCAGGGAAGAACGAUGGAGCAAAAUGAAACACGCACACAGUUUGCUUUUCCAAAGAUCUUCAAGUGUAUUAUAAAAAGGAUGGCAUAUUUAUACAGUAUUGAUCAUGAACGUUGACAUACAUUGGUCAAAAUAAAAGCGGAAAUAGCUGAUUUUUGCAGAAGACCACAUUUCUUGUGGUCAAGCAUGUCUUAUUUUCCAUGAUACUUUUCUUGGAAGCAUCAGGUCAACGUUACUUUGCGGAUGCGUCUGUUGAUUCAAAAGCAGAAGUGAUAAAUCAAAAAUAACCUGUGGUUUGUCUAGUUUUUAGCUCUUGUGUAAAUCUUAAGAAAGAGAAUAUAAUAUCAGAAAUUAUAGAUGAGAAUCAUUAACCCCUUCCCUUCACCUACUAAACUCUUCUGUGAGAUCGGACCAGACUGACUAGCCUUUGCUACCGACGUGCAUCAUAGAAUGUAAAGGCAGAUAAGAACCAUUCAGCCCAUCUAGUCUGCCCAAUUUUCUAAAUACUUUCAUUAGUCCCUGGCCUUAUCUUAUAGUUAGGAUAGCCUUAUGCCUAUCCAGGGACGUAUUAGCCGCGAGGCAAACAAGGCAUUUGCCUUGGGCGGCAUUUUUCAGGGGGCGGCAAAAAACGCCGCCCCCCAAAUGCCCAGGGCAGAUGCCUUGUUAGCCUUGCAGCGAACUGACAUCCCGGGCGGCCGGCGAGGGGCACUUCCCAUGAGCUGACUGCUCAGCUCCCUCGCGCACCGCAAAGUGAGGCUGGGAGCCGGAAGAUGACGUCAUAUUCCGGCUCCCAGCCUCACUCUGCAGCCGACGCGCGAGGGAGCUGAGCAGUCAGCUCAUGGGAAGUGCUCCCUCGCCAGCCGCCCGCCGCCCGCCCUGCCAGCGCCGCCCGCCCUGCCAGCGCCGCCCGCCCUGCAGCCACUGGACCACCAGGGAGAGAGACCCCCCCCCCCAGCACUCCCAAAGGUAAGGAGGUUGGGGGGGGAUUUAAAUUUAAAAAAAAGUUAAUGUGUGUGUGUGUUUGUGUCUGACUGUGUGUGUUUGUGAGUGUGUGUUUGUGUCUGUGUUUGUGUCUGUGUAUGUGUCUGACUGUAUGUGUGUGUGUUUGUGUCUGUGUAUGUGUCUGACUGUGUGUGUCUGUGUAUGUGUCUGACUGUGUGUGUGUGUGUGUGUGUGUUGUCACUGUGUGUGUGUAUGUGACUGUGUGUGUUGUGUGUGUGUUUGUUUGUGUGUGUACCGACUUCGUGUGUGUGUGUGUGUCUGACUGUGUGUGUGUUUGUGUCUGACUGUGUAUGUGUGUGUGUGUGUGUUCUGACUGUGUGUGUGUGUGUUUUGUGUCUGACUGUGUGUGUAUGUGUCUGACUGUGUGUGUGUGUUUGUGUAUGUGUCUGACUGUGUGUGUGUGUGUUUGUGUAUGUGUCUGACUGUGUGUGUGUGUUUGUGUCUGACUGUGUGUGUGUGUAUUUAGAAGGUGGGGCGGGGGAAGGGUUGGGUGGGGGUGGCGCGGGGGGAGGGGGGCGCCUGAGUUUUGUCCUGCCUAGGGCAGCACAAAACCAGGAUACACCACUGUGCCUAUCCCACGCAUGCUUAAACUCCUUUACUGUGUUAACCUCUACCACUUUAGCUGGAAUGCUAUUCCAUGCAUCCACUACCCUCAUUAUUCUUGGACACCCAUGACCCUGAUGGGGGUUCCCCAGUUGUCCUUCCUUGUAACAUUUUUGGUAAGUAUUAACCACUGCAUACCAGGAACAUCCCACAAGACCACUCAUUUUGUAGAUACUCUGACCGAGUGGUCUAGCCAUCACUGUUUGGCCAUUAUCAAAGUCACAUAUCUUUUCACUUCCCCAUUUUUCCUGCUUACAACUGACUCUUCAUCCUGCCUGAUAUAUUGCACCCCAUGACAGGUGCCAUUGUAACAAUAUAAUCAAUGUUAUUCACUUCACCAGCCAGUGGUUUUGAUAUUGUGGCUUGCUGUAUAAAGAAUGUACGUGAUAAAUGCAGAAUUGGAAAUUAGGGAACUAUCUUCUUAAAUGCUGUUCAGCUGUUCAGUAGAUAGGUCACUAAUUUGGCACUCUCAUGUGAGAUUGCAAUAUUUAAGGAUACCAAAUUAUUGUGAUGUUUAGCAGAUAGUUCCCUUAUUUGGUAUCCUUAAAAAUGACAAUCCCACAUAAGGAUACCAAAUUAGAGAGUUAUCUUAUAAAACAGCUGAAAUAUCAAAAUUGAGCUCUGUUUAGUAAAUAGCUCCUUAACUACAUGUGUUUAUUAGAUACCUUAUUGUGUAUUUUUUCCCAUUGGUGGUAUAACUAAACACAGCUUGUAAAAGCUGCAGAUCUCUUGUCUGCAGCCUUUGCAAGCCCUCCCCUUCUAAACCCACCCAGUUUGUGGCUGUCCAAUCACAUACUUCCCAAUGCAGCGCAAUGAGUAGUCUUCACAAGGCAGGUGCUCUGGGCAAUUGCUGCCUCUUAAGUUUAUCUCCAAUGAGCUAUACAAACCAGGAAAUAACAGGACCGGCUGUAUGAUUGACAGCCAGAGGAAUGUAACAAGGUUAAUUUACAAAAGUGUAACAUUCUAUUGAAAUCUGCAGUUUUUGCUAAAUGAAGAAAAGAGGACACACUCUUCACACAUAAAGCAUUUCAGCAAGAUAAGUAGUAUCUUAAAACCGAAACCCUUAAUGUUUAAUUUCAAGAUUUCCAGUAUCACAUUCAAUAAGUAUCUUCCUCACCCUCAGAUCGGGUUCACGAGGAGAUUGACCAAGUCAUUGGCAGAAUCAGAGCCCCAUGUAUCGAAGAUCGUUCACGUAUGCCGUACACAGAUGCAGUCAUUCAUGAGAUCCAGAGAUACAUUGACCUCUUACCUUUGGGAGUUCCUCAUAAAGUCACACGAGACAUUGAAUUUAUGGACUAUGUUAUUCCAAAGGUAAGUGUGUGAUCAUCACUUUGAUAGUUUUCAAGUGUCAUGCUGACCUACGGCCGACAGCUGGUUAUGUCAAGCUGAAUUUUUCAUAAUUACUGUAAAUAAAUGUUACAGUGUAAUGUAAACCAGGACUCUGUCUAAAGGUACCAGCUUAUUUACCGAGUGGUAUCUGCAGUUGUUUUAAACAUUUGUGUACCUUGUUAAUUUGGAAACAAAAAAGAAGUCAAAACAAUCUCUAAAAAGUUAAUACAAACUCAACAUUUCUGCAAAUUGUAAUCCGCAGAUAUUAUGUAUGUACUAAACUUAACUGUAAAUGUGACAUGAACGUGUGUUCUGGCACCAUUUCAGGCCAUUCAUUAGUCAUUUCUCAGAGCCUUAAUUGUCAAUCUUGACUCGUUAAACUUUGACCACACUAUCGGGACAACAAUUCUAGAGUUUUAAAACGAAUCUGACUUCUAGAAAAUCAAAAUGUUCAAUAAACAAUGGCUUCUCUAUGCAGCUGACUGAGAGUCAGAAAAUAAAAAAAAAGUGGCUCUUAUAAAGCAAGGGAGGUUCUAAAAAGAUAUAUAAAUGUUUUCUGAUCGUAGUUUCCACUGUCUGAAAUGUCAUCAAGAAAUUUAAGACAUGUAGUAAUAAACAAGUAGAACUAUGCAUUUUUGAAAAAUCAUGGUCGGUUCCAGGGUCAAAACAAUUCAAAUAGGUGGAAGUGGAGGUCUUCCACGAAGGACCCACAAAGAAUACCAAGUGGUAAAUUGAAAGUUCCAGAACUAAGGGUGUUUAUUGGGAGUCUUGAGACUAAAAAAAAAAUAAAAAUAGGGAAUCCCUAUUGUGAUCAAUUUGGAUGUCCAUCCAAGCCGAUUAAGUAAGCACUAUCAUUUUAUACACAUUCCCUAACGUAGGUUAUUUUUCUAUAAUAAAUCUAUUAUUUUCCAACCAUUAAAUAUUUUUUUCAGCCUAACACAUGAUAUUAUGUCUGAAUAUUGCUCUAAAUCAAGGUUCUCUCUCCAAUUCUCAGGAUACCACUGUCUAUCCAUUGCUUAGCUCAGUCCUGCAGGACCCCAAGCAGUUUAAAUAUCCACAUGAAUUCAACCCGGGCCAUUUCCUGGAUAACGAGGGGAAAUUCUUCAAAAAUGAUGCCUUCAUGCCAUUUUCCUCAGGUAUUCGUUUUUUCCAAAAACAUGAUUUGAUACAGUUACAUGUUAUAGUAUAGGUUUCUAGUUAGAUUGACAUCAUACAGGUCAAAUUCGGCCAGUCACUAAUGGCUUAAAGGGUUACUACCACAUCAUUGGGAGUCGGGCGGCAGGUGACCUUAAACACUAAAUCAUUAAACUAUAAUAAUAAGGUCUCUGUUUAAUAGUGAUGGAUAAACUUUCGAAGUGAUUUAAUAUUUUUUUAAACCCUUUUAAAAUUAUUAUAAUAUUUUAAUGUUGUAAUAUUGUGUUAUUUUCCAAUACAUUUAUAUAUAUUUUUUAUAUUUGAUAUAUUUUUAGAUUUUAAUAUGUUGAACAAAUGAUUUGAAAAAGUUUAUUCAAAACUGUGAAAUCAUUUUGAAAACUUAUCCAAAAAUUUUAUAUCUGAGCCCACGUUAGCUUCAACUAAGAUGCACUCCCUAUAAACAGAACGUAAAUCACGAGCAAUGAAUAUGAUUACGCUAGGGCAGCCUCAUGGGGAAACACAUAUUCAAAAUGGCAGAAAGAAAUCUUUAAAAAAAAUUGACACAACUCUUACUACUGGUUUGCUUUUACUUGUUAAAAUUAGUCUCAUAAAGCCAUUCUAUGCACAUUUAGAACAGUGGAAUAUGUUAAUAUAAAUAAAAAAUAUACUUAUACCAAUAGACAGUUACAGACUUGUAGAUCCUAGAUAAAAAAAUAAGUGUUGAGAACUGUAAGAAAGAUGACAAAACCAUGCACUUUGUAGACCAGCUUCAACAAACUUUAGGCUUCCAAUUUCACAACUAAAACUCAUAUCAACUCAAUAGUGAGAAAAUUAACUCAUUAAGGGCUUUUUGAAAAUAGUACUCCGAAUAAAGCGUGGUUCGCGUUCCAAAGAACCUACUGCUACCCAAAAUUCUAAUUAUAACUCAAAUGAAAUAGGGAAUCUCAGCACAGGGAAUACACCAGUACUGUCCACCUAGUUCAGACAUCAUUGGUCAGACAUCAAGUGGACGUUUAGUGACCAGAAUUGCCGUUUUCUCUCUGCUGUUACAGGAAAGCGGAUCUGUCUUGGAGAGGGCUUGGCUCGAAUGGAACUCUUUUUAUUUUUUACCACCAUCCUACAGAGCUUCACCAUGAGCUCCCCUGUGGCUAUGGAAGAUAUUGACCUCACCCCAGAACUGAGUGGAUUUGGGAACUGUCCCCGCGCCUACCAACUGUCCCUGAUAGCGCGCUAA